GGCCCUGUCGUCUCUGGGUGUCGGAGCGAGGCGACAGUCUCGCCGCCGCGGGACGCAGGAAGGGACGGAAGCACGGACCCGCCAAGGGAACCCCCAGGGCCAUGACGGAGCGUGCCGGCCGCCGCUGCUGCCUGGGCUGGGACUUCAGCACGCAGCAGGUUAAAAUCGUUGCUGUUGAUGCAGAGUUGAAUGUCUUCUAUGAGGACAGUGUGCAUUUUGACAGAGACCUUCCUGAAUUUGGAACUCAGGGCGGUGUCCAUGUACACAAGGACAGGCUGACGGUCACCUCUCCAGUCCUGAUGUGGGUCCAGGCUCUGGACCUGAUCCUGGAGAAGAUGAAGGCUUCGGGCUUUGACUUCUCUCAAGUUGUAGCUUUAUCUGGAGCAGGCCAGCAACACGGGAGCGUUUACUGGAAGACUGGAGCCAGCCUGGCGCUGUCAAGCCUGUCACCAGCUCUUCCGUUACACCAGCAGCUGAAGGCCUGCUUCUCCAUCAGCGACUGCCCAAUAUGGAUGGACUCCAGUACCACAGCCCAGUGCCGCCAGCUGGAGGCUGCGGUGGGCGGGGCCCGGGCUCUCAGCUGCCUCACAGGGUCUCGGGCCUAUGAGCGCUUUACUGGCAACCAGAUAGCAAAGCUCUUCCAGCAAAACCCCGAGGCCUACUCACACUCCGAGAGGAUUUCCUUGGUCAGUAGUUUUGCUGCUUCGCUGUUCCUGGGUGGGUACUCGCCCAUCGACUACAGUGAUGGUUCUGGAAUGAAUUUGUUGCAGAUCCAGGAAAAAGUCUGGUCCCAAGCUUGCCUUGGUGCCUGUGCCCCCCGUUUGGAGGAGAAACUCGGCUCACCUGUCCCUUCGUGCUCAGUUGUGGGAGCCAUUUCUUCCUACUAUGUCCAGCGCUAUGGAUUCCCUCCGGCAUGCAAAGUGGUGGCCUUCACUGGGGACAACCCAGCAUCGCUGGCGGGCAUGAGGCUGGAGGAAGGUGACAUUGCGGUCAGCCUGGGCACCAGCGACACCCUAUUUCUCUGGCUCCAAGAGCCCACGCCUGCCCUGGAAGGCCACAUCUUCUGCAACCCUGUGGAUGUACAACACUACAUGGCACUUCUGUGCUUUAAGAAUGGCUCCCUUAUGAGAGAGAAGAUCAGAGAUGAGUCUGCUUCCGGUUCCUGGAACAAGUUCUCUAAAGCCCUGCAGUCCACGGAGAUGGGGAACAAGGGCAACUUGGGUUUCUAUUUCGAUGUAAUGGAGAUCACCCCUGGAAUUAUGGGACGUCAUAGGUUUAACGCAGAAAACAUUGAGGUCUCAGCAUUCCCUGGGGAUGUGGAGAUUCGGGCACUGAUCGAAGGACAGUUCAUGGCCAAAAGGAUCCACGCAGAAGGGCUAGGCUACAGAGUCAUGCCCAAAACAAAGAUUCUGGCCACAGGGGGAGCAUCUCACAAUAAAGACAUCUUACAGGUGCUCGCAGAUGUUUUUGGAGCCCCCGUGUAUGUCAUAGACACCACCAGCUCAGCCUGUGUGGGCUCUGCGUACCGAGCUUUUCAUGGCCUUGCAGGAGGGACAGGUGUGGCCUUUUCAGAGGUUGUGAAGUCAGCACCUCAUCCCAGCCUGGCUGCCACCCCCAGCCCCGGAGCUUUCCAGGUCUAUGAGGCCCUUCUUCCUCGGUACGCUCAACUUGAACAGAGAAUCUUGUCUCAGGCCCGGGGACCUCUGGAAUGACUGUGUGCCCUGGCAGCCUGCUGCCUCCCACCUGCCCAGACUUCCCACUUGUCCUCUUGCCUGUGCUGACUCAGUGGCACACUCUUGUCCUGUCCUGGACCAUCCCGAAGCUGGCCAGGACUCCCUGGAGACGUGUGGUUGCUCAUGUCCCAGGGUGGGAAUGCGCCAUGUCCCAGGGUGGGACUGCGCCUCUCCUUUCUGUCUUUCAGGAGGCAGGAAAACAGUGUAGGGUGUGGCCAUCAAAGAUGCUCACACACACACACCUUCCGAAGUCAGAAAGAAAGCUCUCUUUCAGGACCAAACUCGGCAGAAUAGGGAACAGCCUUCUUCCUGGAUGACUACACCUCCUUGGUCCUCGCCUCUAGCCACCUCAGCCCACACUGGGACCACUCCUUCCAUCCUUCCCUGCAAACCAGAUUCUGGAGCCCCCACGUCCCCCUCCCAGCUGUCUCCACCCUCCUGUUUCUUUAGGUGCCUCGGGUCACCCAGCUGGGCCAUCGCCCAGGCUAAACACUUUAGGGUUCGCCCUGUUUCAUUGUAAUUCACAUAAUGGCAAAAUUGUGUGUUUCUUGGAGAAAUUCUGGAUUUUUUUUUCUUGAGGCACGGUCUCCUGCAGCCUGGCCACCCUCAAACUUUCUUUGCAGCUGAGGGUUACCUUAAACUUGUGAUCUUCCUGCUACCAUCUGCCAAGUGCUGGGAUUAAAGGCAUGUGCCACCACACCUGGUUUAUGUAUUGCGGGGGAUCCCAUGGCCCCUGCGUGCUGGGCGAACACUCUGCUAGCUGAGCCACACCCCCAGCCUGAAUUUCCUUUUUAUUUGUUCUCAUGUCCACAUAUUAUAUUUGUCCAGAUGCUGAGUCCUCCCUCCUUCCUCUUCACUCCUUUUUAGACUUCCCUGCUCCUUGCUCAGAUAAGCCCCUUGUGACCUCACUCCUGUGAAAACCCCAGGGUUUUCCUCAGCCACACGGCUGCACAGAACUCAGACCACAGUGGCAAGAUGUUGCAGACAGGUGUGAGAUCACGUGGUCAGAGAACAGUGACUGCUGGGAAGUCUGAAGGACAGAGCAUAGACUUGAAGAGCAGAGCAUCUUCCGUCUGGAAGGGAAGGCUCGGUGUGUGAUGGGCAAAGAAGCUGCAGGCGGCCAUCAUCGCCACAGCAAACACAAGCUGGAGGAGACGCUGCCGAGCCUCUUGUUGUAAAUCCUGAGCAACAGCAUCUGGGACCACAAAACAGUAAACUAAGGUGACAUUCCGACAUAGAUCGUCCUUACAAUAAAUCAGACAAUCGUGGAGGAAGAAAAAGAUGCCAUGGGUGACAAAAACAUCCAAAUGCAAACGCAGCAAGCUUAUGGGGGAAGAGAGUGAUCAAAAAGAACAGUGUCAUGACAGAUUUUGAGGCUGGACUACAACGUAUGGAAGAGGAGGCAGAUAUGGCAGGAAAUCAGUGAGGCACCGGAAAAGAAGGGAGAAGAAAAAGACAACACGGGUAAUAUUAGUGCUCUCAGCCACAAAAGACAAGAUCCCUGUUGCUAACUGGAACUACCCAAAAUAAAAACACAACUUUGAAAACA
Molecule: messenger RNA, 3282 nt
Organism: Alexandromys fortis (reed vole)
Lineage: Eukaryota; Metazoa; Chordata; Mammalia; Rodentia; Cricetidae
Gene: Xylb
Product: xylulokinase
Exons: 19
Coding region: 102-1712 (536 amino acids)
Biological process (GO): phosphorylation; xylulose metabolic process; D-xylose metabolic process
Cellular component (GO): cytosol
Molecular function (GO): D-xylulokinase activity
Source: RefSeq, a predicted model, not a curated record